Molecule: messenger RNA, 690 nt
Organism: Lolium perenne
Lineage: Eukaryota; Viridiplantae; Streptophyta; Magnoliopsida; Poales; Poaceae
Source: RefSeq, a predicted model, not a curated record
AUGGCGGCCGGUGAUCAGAUGAGCCCGGCCAGCCGGAUGGAGUUUUUGCUCUCACUUGGCUCCGACGACAUCUUUGAGGUCAUCAGGGACGCCAUCGCCGUCGCGGCGCAGAUUCACCCGCACGAGCUCGAUCAGAGGCGGGACUCCAUUAUACAGAUGCUCCAUGCCGCCAAAGCCUCUGCAGCUGUCGACGAGCCUGACAUACCGGCGAGCGAGCAGGUCGCGAGGAUCAACAGCCUGCUCGUGGGCGGCGCGAUGUCUGAAGACGCCGUGAUCGAAUCGCUCCGGGCGCUCAAGGCGGUGCGGAUGACCUUCGAGACGCUGGAGGCGACCAAGAUCGGCCGGGCCGUCGGUGUUCUGAGGAAGCAUGCCUCAGAGCAGGUGCGCCAGCUCGCCAUUAGCCUGUACAAGAGCUGGAAGGCUAUGGCCGACGAGCACUUUAGGAGCAGCCGGAAUACGUCUGCAACGUCGACUCCAGCCGUCUCAGAGGAACCCAACUUGAAUACGGCGGCUCCGUUGCCCAGGCCAACAUCGAAACCUAGCGGCUCCAACCAAGAAACUCCGAUGUCAGAGUGCCGGGAGACACCAAAGGACCCUGAGCGCGCCAUAGGUUUGCCCCGCAAGCUCAAGGAAGCCCCGCCAAGCAUCAAUGACAUGGCGAGGACGACGCUGAAGUCGAAGCGGAGGUGA